AUGGUCAUGAGGAAUAAAACUCCUGUCUCGGCAACUUACCAUGGCUAUAUUGCUUCCUCGAGAGAUGCACUGCUUGUAAUCGAUGCGGUGUUAAGGGGACUUCUGCUCCCCGUCACCAACCGACCUACGCCAAAGGAGAGGAAGGCUCUCAUAAGAUCGGGCAAUGUCUUUGUCUUUAUUGAGGAGGAGUCAAAUAUAAAGAGGUGGACUGACGGUACGUCCUGGUCUCCCUCGAGAAUUUUAGGGAGGUUCCUCAUCUACAGAGAACUGUCCAAGAAUAUCGUCAAGGACUCCAAUAACAACCUAUCUGCCAUUACCAGCGUCGUGGAGGACAAUGGUGAUAGUAAUAACAUGGACAACGGUAAUGCUAGCGGUAGUAGAGCUACAAGUACUGCAACUAAUAAUAAUAAUAAUAAUAAUAAUAAUAGUACCAACAAUAAUGGUGCGAACAAUCACUAUGCUUCAACAGAGAGCAGAUUUGUUAAGUUGAAUUGUCAACCAAUAACCGCCUAUGCUAUGGCUGGUGGAGAGGAUGUGAUAAGAAAGAGAAGCAUAGAUGAUGUGAUCAAAGAGGACGCAAACAGCAACAACAACAACAACAACAAUACUGAUACUAACAGUACUCAUAAUAGUAUUAGGGGAGACACCACCAUUUCUAAUACGAAUGAAAUCAAUACCAACUUACUCAACUCCAAUAUAGAAGUGGAUGUUCUCAGUGACAACAUCUACCGUAGUGACGGCCUCAUCAAAAAGUCACUCUCCAUUGUUUUACACUCUCCCUCAAGGAAAACUAUCCAUUUGGUAUCGUAUUACACAACAAAGGAUGUCAUUAACAAUAAAUUGAAUAUUCCAUCCUCUGACAACUUCUUCAAAGAUAACUCAGUUGUUCCCUCCUAUGAAUUGAUUGAUUCCUUGUUAAAUACAUCCCUUGGCCAUUCCAUCUCUCACAGGCGUCGCUCUGACCCGUCCAGCGGUCCAAUAUCCUUCUUAGACACUGAUGGGUUUGAUGACCAAACAGUUAUGAGCUACACUAAUCAUAAGAGGAGACGUUUAUCUGAACAAAGACAACAACAACAGCAGCAACAACAGCAACAAUUGCAACAAUUGCAACAACAACAACAACAACAACAACAUCAACAACAACAACAACAACAACAUCAACAUCAACAAAAUCAACAACAACAACAACAACAGCAGCAGCAUCAAUAUCAUCAACAGAUUCAGAUGCAAUUGCCUCAACAAUUUUACUCUUCUUACUCAUACCCGUAUCAGCCUCAGCUCAUCUACGCCAACCAAUUGCCACCCCCUCCUCCCCAUUCUCUAUCAAACUAUAGAUCCAUGUACGGCUACCAAUUACCACCAGCUAGAACUUCAUAUGAUGAGCAUGCCGUGCCUUCAAUGCCCGUGCUGAGAUCGGCUUCUCAUCCGGGCUUUGAUACCUUGCCCUUGAGCCACGAUUUUCAACAGCCCCAGCAAACUGCAUCAGUAACGCAGACACAUCAGUAUCAUCAACACCAUCCGCAACAACAACAACAACAACAACAACAACAACAACUUGCAACGGCUGCUCCACCCCUUUCACAACAAUUAGAUUACCCAACCUCGUUGAGAACAUUGCCAGUCUCUCAAUCUUCUCAAAUGCAGCAAAAUGAUCAGCUGCAAUUUAACGCAUCUCCUCUGGUAAACGAAACAGACGAUGUAUCCAAUCAAAAUAAACACCCCCAGUCUACACUUGAAUCUUCAAACCUACUUACCCUGGUGUGA
Messenger RNA from Pichia kudriavzevii, 1764 nucleotides. RefSeq lists its product as uncharacterized. The record is from RefSeq and is a predicted model, not a curated record. The transcript has a single exon. Lineage: Eukaryota; Fungi; Ascomycota; Pichiomycetes; Pichiales; Pichiaceae. Bases 1 to 1764 code for a protein of 587 amino acids. Gene Ontology annotation, molecular function: DNA binding.